Symbiodinium necroappetens is the source of this 345-nucleotide messenger RNA. NCBI's taxonomy places the organism in Eukaryota, Dinophyceae, Suessiales, Symbiodiniaceae. The record is from the annotation of a GenBank genome assembly.
GCAGAAGAGACGCAUGCCGCGAUCCGCUCUUACCUGGCGAAGGCUGUGAGCGAGGACGUGGCAGAAAAGGUCCGGAUCCAGUAUGGUGGCUCUGUUACAGUGGAGAACUGCGCAGAGCUCAUCAAGAAGCCGAACAUUGAUGGCUUCUUGGUUGGAGGCGCGUCGCUGAAGCCGUCCUUCAUGGAGAUCAUCCAGCUCUCCAGCAUANNCUUUGGUUUUCUUGGUCAGAGGUUAUCUUGCAAGCGCACGAGGAAGAGCACUCCUCCGCCGGUUCUGAAGAAGCCCAAGUUCUCGAAGGUGUCGGAGCUCCUUCCCAACACGAAGGUUCCCAGCCUCGAGUGUUAA